Rana temporaria (common frog) is the source of this 347-nucleotide messenger RNA. Its product is annotated as 60S ribosomal protein L37-like. The record is from RefSeq and is a predicted model, not a curated record. Gene Ontology annotation, molecular function: RNA binding; structural constituent of ribosome. The coding region runs from base 17 to 310 and encodes 97 amino acids. Gene Ontology annotation, biological process: translation. Gene Ontology annotation, cellular component: ribosome; cytosolic large ribosomal subunit. NCBI's taxonomy places the organism in Eukaryota, Metazoa, Chordata, Amphibia, Anura, Ranidae. The transcript has a single exon.
UCGGCCACUGGGGAAGAUGACGAAGGGAACAUCGUCAUUCGGAAAGCACCGCAAUAAGAUGCACACUCUGCGCCGUCGAUGUGGCUCUAAAGCCUUCCAUUUACAGAAGUCCAUCUGUGGCAAGUGUGGCUACCCAGCUAAGCGCAAGAGAAAGUACAACUGGAGUGCCAAGGCCAAGAGACGCAACACCACCGGAAUCGGCCUCAUGAGACAUCUGAAGUUUGUGUACCGCAGGUUCAAGAAUGGAUUCCGUGAAGGUACAACUCCUAAACCCAAGAGAGCCGCAGUUGCAGCUUCCAGCUUCUCUUAAGAACUAAUAUUUGUACAAAAAUAAAGUGGUUAAAAUU